CCUCCGGCGUCCUCCGCCCGCAUCGACUCCGGCCGCUCCUCUCACCACCACUCCCCUCCCAUGGCGGCGAACCAGCCGGCGGGCGAGGCCCUGGCGGCCAACAUCUCCGCCAUGUCCCGCCCCGAGAUGUACGACCUGAUGUCCCAGAUGAAGGUCAUGAUCGACCACGACCAGGAGAGGGUGCGACGGAUGCUCGUCGACAACCCGGACGUCACCCGCGCUCUCUUUCGGGCACAAGUAGUACUUGGAAUGGUGAAAACUCCUAAAACUGCACAAUCUUCAGACAUGGCCCAACCUACAGCUCUGCAGGCAACACCAUCUUCAUCUGUUAAAACUACAGUUCAAGAUCAUGCUAGCUUCCCCAAACCUCAGUUACCUGCCAAUCAGCAGAACAUGCAACAAUCUGGCCCAUUUUCAUCUGGCUCAUCUAACAUGGCAUCAUCUUCGGACCUCCCAGCUAUGUCAGCCAACCCCCAACAAUCAGCACAAGCUAAAGGUUAUCCUAUCCAUCAAAUGCCUCCUGCAUCAACAACUCAGACAUCCCAGCAUCCAAAUGUUACCCUACCUCCUCAUGUUCCAUCACAGUAUUCAAAUAUUCCAUCACAUAUGCCAAUAGUUCAUAGUCAGCCACAGCAACCUUUGCAAAAUCCUGGAAUGUUUAACCAACAGUUACAACCACCCUUGCCCCAGUUGCCUAGGCCUCCCAACAUGCAGCCCUUCGCACAUCAGAUGCAUCCGCAAAUAACCAGUUCAUUUGGUCUGAGUCAUACAAAUGCUCCUCAGCACAUGUUGCAACAACCAAUGUUUCAUCCAGGUGGGAACCCACAAACUUCCUUCCUUACAGGUCAACCACCAUUGCCUAAUCAACCGCCACCAUUGCCUAACCAGCCACCACCCCAGCUAUACCAGGGUAAUUCACAUGCCGCAUCACACUACAAUUCUCAAAGCAUGCAAAUGGAUAGAUCAACUCCAUGGGGGCGGAGUAACGCGGAAGCAUCUUCAGCUGGUUCCCAUUUUCCUGGGCAUCUACCUGGGUUGCCUGGACAGAUGACCCAAGGAAUUGGUGGUAUCCAUUCAGCUCGCCCUGAAGCACCUUUGACACCUGAGAUGGAAAAGAUGCUCGUACAGCAAGUCUUGAGCAUGUCACCUGACCAGAUCAGUAUGCUGCCUCCAGAACAACGACAGCAAGUCCUUCAACUACGAGAUGUGCUACGGCAAUGACACACAAGCUGCUUAUGCGUAGAACAACUCCAUUCCAAUAGAGCCCUUCGGAUCAAACCUGUUGUCCAUGCUAAUCUUAUGCUUCGAUACCCACCUUCUGAGCAGCCACCAUUAAGCUGAUUGACAUCUCGACUAGUCUGCAACUUACCUUGAAAUUUUUGUUGUACAAUGCUAGUCUCUGCCAUUAGUUAUGGUAAAUGUUUGAACAUGUAUUAUGAUUCAUGACCGACAAGUGAACAUCAUACUUUUGUUACUUUUCCUACAACACUUCAAAGCCUUGUUCAAUUGACGAUUGAAUUCAUGUGUCUAGUGGCAUGGUGCUCUUGAGAUGUACUAGUAGGAUCUAUUUAUGGGAGUUAAUGAUAUUAUACCCUUGGUUUUUUUACCGUUUGUCAACGCCUGCCAAUCUGGUAUUCUGGUGGU
This is a messenger RNA of Oryza brachyantha (malo sina), 1644 nucleotides long. Its product is annotated as cleavage stimulating factor 64-like. Gene Ontology annotation, biological process: mRNA 3'-end processing. The transcript has 7 exons. Lineage: Eukaryota; Viridiplantae; Streptophyta; Magnoliopsida; Poales; Poaceae. The record is from RefSeq and is a predicted model, not a curated record. Bases 61 to 1221 code for a protein of 386 amino acids.